AUGGAAGGAGACGGCAGCCAAGCAGCGUCCGGAAGCCCGACUGAUCCGCAACACGACCCGGGGAAAAUGUUUAUCGGUGGGCUCAGCUGGCAAACUUCUCCAGACAGCCUCAGAGAUCAUUUCAGUAAAUUCGGGGAAAUCCGAGAAUGUAUGGUGAUGAGAGACCCGACGACGAGACGCUCCAGGGGCUUUGGCUUCAUCACUUUUGCAGAUGCUGCCAGCGUAGACAAAGUCUUAGCACAGCCGCACCACGAGCUGGACUCUAAAAUGAUUGAUCCUAAAGUUGCCUUUCCUAGACGUGCUCAGCCCAAGAUGGUCACACGAACAAAGAAAAUGUUUGUAGGAGGAUUAUCAGCCAACACAGUAAUUGAAGAUGUGAAGCAAUAUUUUGAACAGUUUGGCAAGGUCGAGGAUUCCAUGCUAAUGUUUGACAAAACCACAAACCGACAUAGAGCUGUGGUGGAGGUCUUGGGGAGCAGCUGCAAAUCUGUGUAG
Messenger RNA from Anoplopoma fimbria (sablefish), 495 nucleotides. Its product is annotated as RNA-binding protein Musashi homolog 2-like. The coding region runs from base 1 to 495 and encodes 164 amino acids. The transcript is spliced from 8 exons. Gene Ontology annotation, cellular component: cytoplasm. Lineage: Eukaryota; Metazoa; Chordata; Actinopteri; Perciformes; Anoplopomatidae. Gene Ontology annotation, molecular function: RNA binding. The record is from RefSeq and is a predicted model, not a curated record.